AUGAAACAGUCUUCAGUCCCAUCGCGCGCCGAAGUCAUGGCAGCAUGUAGGCUUAGCGGUCCUAUGGUGAAUGACAUUCUGGAUCAAGUACGGCAUAAACGUGACAGAGGCCGAAGCGAUAUUACAACAAUUUACCAUAACAUCAUGUAUACGCCAAAGGUUUAUGACUCCUUUACCGAGCAGCGAAUAAACGCUCUGCCAGUAAUAUAUAUUGUUAUAGAGCGAGUAUAUGGUGAGGUUCUUGCAGCUGAAGAGGAUGAUAUUGCGCUGGAAAAUAUCGCUGCUACUAUUCAUUAUCUUAUCUCUAGGAGCUUCCACUACUACCACAAGCAUCCUUGGGCUAUUAGCCGGGUAGAAAUCUUGCGAUUGAUUCUUCUCAAAUUAUAG
Messenger RNA from Trichophyton rubrum CBS 118892, 387 nucleotides. RefSeq lists its product as uncharacterized. The coding region runs from base 1 to 387 and encodes 128 amino acids. NCBI's taxonomy places the organism in Eukaryota, Fungi, Ascomycota, Eurotiomycetes, Onygenales, Arthrodermataceae. The transcript is spliced from 2 exons. The record is from RefSeq and is a predicted model, not a curated record.